This is a messenger RNA of Papaver somniferum (opium poppy), 2149 nucleotides long. Its product is annotated as allene oxide synthase 1, chloroplastic-like. The transcript has a single exon. Gene Ontology annotation, molecular function: heme binding; monooxygenase activity; iron ion binding. Gene Ontology annotation, biological process: jasmonic acid biosynthetic process; sterol metabolic process. Gene Ontology annotation, cellular component: chloroplast thylakoid membrane; chloroplast envelope. NCBI's taxonomy places the organism in Eukaryota, Viridiplantae, Streptophyta, Magnoliopsida, Ranunculales, Papaveraceae. The record is from RefSeq and is a predicted model, not a curated record. The coding region runs from base 429 to 2006 and encodes 525 amino acids.
UAAAGUUUCCGUCCAGGCGUCCACCGUCCUGGCCUUGCACAAUGGGUAUUUAAAAUAUAGGGAACCGUCCUCUUUAACCAGAACCAUCCCCCAGCUCUCCCAGUGUUUCAAACAGAUGAUAUUCAGCAGGUUGCAGUUCAACUUCAAUACAUAUACUUUUCCGUCCACACCGUCCUGGUCUCAUUUGAUGUGUAUUUCAAAUAUACUGAACCUUCCUCUUUAAGCAGAAGUGAAGGAGCAUACCUCUCCCAAUCCCGGUCUUUCACACAAAUACUCCAAGUAAUAAUCAACAGUCUGCUUCGUAUAUAUACUGGAAGUAAAAACAUACUACUAUUCACUUCUCUUCGCAAUAAAACAUUGUUUACUUUUCUCUUCCCUUCAUUUGCAACUAAAAAUCAAAGUUGUAAACCCUAGGAAGAUAAAAAAACAUGGGUUCUUCAUCCUUGGCUUAUUCUUUCUCAAACCUUCAUACUAGUUCUAAAUCAAUACCAUUGCCGGCGUCGUCAUCAUCAGUAGUAUUUCGUCGCGUAAAUACAACUAAUUCAUUGUCUCAAAAAGGGUCAUCAUCGUCGCCACCUGCCAAAAAUGAAAAUUCAUCUAAACUGCCGAUCCGAAAAAUCCCAGGGGAUCAUGGAAUCCCAUUCAUUAGUCCAACGAAGGAUCGACUUGAUUAUUUUUAUUUCCAAGGUAGGGAUCUUUAUUUCGCAUCAAAAGUUCAAAAAUACAAAUCAACUGUAUUUAGAACUAAUAUGCCACCAGCUCAUUUCAUUGCUUCCGACCCUAAAGUGAUAGUUCUUCUUGAUGGGAAAUCAUUUCCAGUUCUUUUCGAUAUGGACAAAAUUGAGAAAAAAAAUGUCUUCACCGGUACCUACAUGCCGUCUACUGAACUAACCGGCGGUUGCCGAGUUUUAUCAUAUAUGGAUCCAUCAGAACCGAGUCAUGCUAAACUCAAAAAGCUCAUUUUCUUUCUUCUAAGCUCUCGUCGCGAUCAAGUCAUACCUGAAUUCAAGAAUAGCUUUAGUGAGUUGUUCAAGACGGUCGAGACCGAGUUGGCGGCUAAAGGCAAAGCUGAUUUCGGUGGUCCAUCUGAUCAAGCUUGUUUUAACUUCUUAAGUCGAGCGCUAUACGGAGCUAAUCCGGUGGACACAAAACUGGGUCGAGAUGGACCGAAAUUAGUGUCGAAAUGGAUCUUAUUUCAGCUCGGGCCACUUCUAACAUUGGGUUUGCCAUGGCUUCUUGAAGAUGCUUUGAUUCAUACUUUCCGGUUGCCACCAUGUUUGGUGAAAAAGGACUAUCAAAAACUUUAUGAUUUCUUCUAUGAAGCAUCAAGUUGGGUAUUAGAUGAAGGUGAAAAAAUGGGUAUCAGUAGAGAUGAAGCUUGUCAUAAUUUAGUUUUCACUACGUGCUUUAAUUCUUUUGGUGGUAUGAAAUUAUUCUUUCCAAAUAUGGUUAAAUGGAUUGGUAGAUCUGGUCCUCAGCUACAUAAGAAGCUAGCUGAAGAAAUCCGAUCCGCCGUCAAAUCCAACGGAGGUAAAAUUACAAUGGGUGUUAUGGAAAAAAUGCCGUUAAUAAAAAGCGUCGUGUACGAAGCGUUACGAUUAGAACCACCGGUGCCGGCACAAUACGGAAGAGCGAGACGAGAUUUUGUUGUUGAAAGUCAUGAUUCGGCAUUUGAGGUUAAAGAAGGUGAACUACUGUUUGGUUAUCAGCCAUUUGCUACAAGAGAUUCGAGAAUUUUCGACAAAGGCGAUGAGUUUGUACCGGAACGUUUUAUGGGUGAAGAAGGCGAAAAAUUGUUGAAACACGUUUUAUGGUCUAACGGACGUGAAACUGAUGAUCCAGCUUUGGCGAAUAAACAGUGUGCCGGUAAGGAUUUUGUGGUCUUGGCUUCUAGACUUUUACUUGUGGAGUUGUUUCUCCGUUACGAUACGUUUGAGAGUGAGUCUGCUAAAUCGGCUUUAGGUGUUUCCGUUACGAUAAAAUCUGUUAAGCCAGCAAGUUUCUAAACUGUUUUCCGACGGAUUUGUGUUUUGUUCUUUUUCUUUUUACGAAUUCCUUGUUAAACGAGAGGAUUUCUACGAUUCUCAUGUAUCUUACUAUGGAGUGUAUAAUUAGGAAAUUUCUAAUAAUUACUUCAAUCAUUUACACA